AUGCGCACCAUCCAGCUGAUGAACUCCGAGGCCCAGGCAAACAAUAAGAAGGCAGGUCGUGUAGCCAUGAACUUUGCCGAAACGCACUCCUUGAUGCCCGACGGGCAAUGUGGCUCCCGCAAACGUCAUCAAGCAAUUGACCUGGCCUUGUCUAAACGAUUAGUGUGGGAUCUACUUAUCCUUCAACGCCGUGCAGCCGGGUGGAUCUCGAACGACGCGAAGUCCUGCUUUGACCGUGUUGUUCACUGGGUGGCCAUCAUCACAAUGUUGCGGUUUGGCUUGACAUGGCGUGUCCUAUCAUCUAUGUUCAACAUGCUCUCCUCCGCUACGCACCGUGUUCGCACAGGUUUUGGUGACUCCAAGAGAAGCUUCCGCCCUCCGUCAGUUGUGCCAUUUCAAGAUUGCGGGCAAGGCAAUGGUGCCGGACCUCCUAUUUGGAUCUCAGUGAGCUCGGUGUUAAUCACAAUGAUGGAAGCUAUGGGCUAUGGAUUUGAAUGUCUUUCGGUGUUAGAGUCACAACAAGUGACAGCCCAAUGUUUCUGUUUUGUUGUUGACGAUACGGACGUGAUUGAAGCAGGUGGCACAGUUCAUCACUCGGGGGGAGAUAUUUGCGCCUCAGUUCAGGCUGCCGCCACCUUAUGGUCGGGGGGAAUUCGGGCAACAGGUGGGGCAAUCAAUCCGGAGAAGUCCUUCUGGUGGCUUAUUGACUUUGAAUGGGAUGCUCGCACUGGGCAGUGGAGAUUCCGUAGGAAACGCUCCGCGGCACCGGAAUUCGAUCUUCAGAUACCGGGGUUAUCCGGGGACAUUGAAUCCCUUUGUCGCCUAGAACCAGAUGAUUCCGAACGUACUCUAGGGGUGAUGUUGUCGCCAUUGGAAAAUCACAAAGCACAGGAGGCACAGUUGGUCUCUAAAGCUAAAGAGUGGGCCGAACAGCUUUGGCCUCACCUGCUACACAAGUACGACGUGUUACCAUUGAUCCGGACCACGAUCACGAAGAAGCUUGAGUAUCCUAUGGCACUCACUACCCUCAACGCUCAACAAUGGCAGGACAUUAUGUCACCGGUUCUCCAGGUGUGCUUACCUAAGUCAGGUGUUUGCCGCAACUUUCCCCGUUUGGUGGUCUUUGCCCCGGUGAAUUAUCAAGGCCUUGGAGUUCCUCACCCCUUUGGCAAGCAAGUGUACAAACAUUUGGAGAUGAUUCUGCGCCAUAUGUCAGGGGGUACAAAGACUGGAGCCUACAUGGACGCCAAUCUCCAGGCCCACCAACUGGAGACUGGUACUUCCUUUGGUCUUCUACAGCAAGAUUACCAGAACACAUCCAUUCUUGCGUCUGAUACCUGGCUUAAACGGGUAUGGAAGGAACUUGAGUCACUGGAUAUGUAUGUGGCCUUUGACUCUCCGGCCUUGUCUUUAAGGAGUCAUCAUGACGCCCUCCUGAUUGACUUGUUCAUGGAUCUUGAGGUUGAUCAGGACGACCUUCUCUGGCUUAACUGGUGCCGGAUAUUCCUGCAAGUAACUACCGUGUCAGAUAUCACUACGGCCGAUGGCCGCUAUAUCCGGCAUUGCAUCUGGAACGGUGUCCGUGACGACACUUAUUGGACCCCAUAUAACUGGCCUUGA
This is a messenger RNA of Cylindrotheca closterium, 1620 nucleotides long. NCBI's taxonomy places the organism in Eukaryota, Bacillariophyta, Bacillariophyceae, Bacillariales, Bacillariaceae. The record is from the annotation of a GenBank genome assembly.